This is a messenger RNA of Sclerotinia borealis F-4128, 1263 nucleotides long. The record is from the annotation of a GenBank genome assembly. NCBI's taxonomy places the organism in Eukaryota, Fungi, Ascomycota, Leotiomycetes, Helotiales, Sclerotiniaceae.
AUGUCAACUGGACCUCUCCGCAGAGGGCUCUCCCAGAUCCUCAAAAAAGACCCCUCAGACAUCGUGAUUCUCUCUUCCCUCCGCACCCCUAUAACCCGCUCCUACAAAGGACAACUUUCCUCCGCCUACCCCGAACAACUCCUCCACACCGUUCUCAAAGCCACCCUAUCGGCCAAUCCCUCUCUAGACCCCUCCCUCAUCGACGAUGUAUGCAUCGGCGUCGUUUUAUCCGAACUCGGCGGUUCCAAAGCCGGCCGCAUGGCUAUGAACCAUGCAGGCUAUCACACACGAACUGCUUUCUCUACUACCAACCGCGCGUGUAGUUCGGGGUUGCAGGCUAUUACCAAUAUUGCGAAUUCGAUUGCGAUGGGCGGGAUCAAUAUAGGAAUUGGAGGGGGAAUGGAAAGUAUGUCGCGGAAUUAUGGUUCGAAAGCUAUUCCGGUGGAUUUAUGGCCGGAGCUGAAGGAUGCGGAGAAGGAUACGAGGGAUUGUAUUAUGCCGAUGGGAAUCACGAGUGAGAAUGUAGCGAGUCGAUAUGGAGUGAGCAGGGAAGAACAAGAUGCGUUGGCGGUGGAGAGUCAUCGGCGGGCGGCGGAGGCGCAGGAUAAGGGAUGGUUUGAUGCGGAAAUCGUACCAGUAACUACGAUGUGGCAGGAGACGGGGCGCGGGGGAGUGAAAGUGGGGGAGCCUAGGGAAGUGACUGUUACGAAAGAUGAUGGGAUCAGAAAGGGAGUCACGAUGGAAAAUAUGCAGAAGUUAAAACCGGCGUUCAAGGAAGAUGGGAUGUCAACAGCGGGCAACUCAUCGCAGAUCUCCGAUGGGGCCGCAGCUACGCUGAUGAUGCGUCGUAGCACUGCUACUUCUCUAGGAUUAUCAUCUUCGAUUAUUGGGAAAUGGUCUGGUACGGCCAUAGCCGGUUGUAGACCGGAUGAGAUGGGGAUUGGGCCCGCGCUUGCGAUUCCAAAGUUGAUGGAGCAGGCUGGGAUUCUAAAGGAAGAGGUGAAUGUGUGGGAGAUUAAUGAGGCGUUUGCUAGUCAGGCGAUUUAUUGUGUGCGGGAAUUAGGGUUAAUGAGUGCGUAUGAGAAGGGCGAUGUUAAUCCUAAGGGAGGGGCCAUUGCGUUGGGUCAUCCGUUGGGUGCUACGGGGGCGCGAAUGGUGGCGGGGUUACUGGCGGAGUUGGGGAGGAGAGAGGAACGGGUGGGUGUGGUUAGUAUGUGUAUUGGGACUGGUAUGGGCAUGGCGGGUUUGUUUGUUAGGGAGUAA